AUGGGUUACCCCGAUACAUUCGAAGGCUUCUGUGUUGACAGCCCAAAGUCAUGGAACAAGUUUGAGAAGCAUACCCUUACGCCCAAGACCUGGGGCGAUCGCGAUAUCGAUGUCGAGAUCGAGGCCUGUGGUGUCUGCGGCUCUGAUGUCCACACCGUUACUGGCGGUUGGGGAGACUUCGAGGGUCCUCUCUGCGUUGGUCACGAAGUCGUCGGCAAGGCUGUCCGAGUUGGUGACAAGGUCGGCGAGAUCAAGGUCGGCGACCGUGUUGGUGUUGGUGCCCAGGUCUCUUCUUGCUUGAAGUGCAAGCUCUGCAACAACAAGAAUGAAAACUACUGUCCUGAUAUGGUCGACACUUACAACUGCAAAUACCCUGAUGGCAGUGUCGCUCAUGGUGGUUUCGCUUCUCACAUCCGUGCUCACGAGUACUUUACCUUUAAGAUCCCCGAUGCCCUCAAGAGUGAGCAGGUUGCUCCUCUUCUCUGUGCCGGUAUUACCACAUACUCUCCUCUUGUGAGAGCCGGUGUCGGCCCUGGAAAGGUCGUUGCUGUUCUGGGUAUCGGAGGUCUUGGUCACAUGGGUAUCCAAUGGGCGAAGGCUCUGGGUGCUGAGGUCUACGCUAUGACACACUCUCCCAACAAGGUCGAAGACGCGAAGAAGCUCGGUGCUAAGGAGGUUAUCGUCACCAGCGAGGAGGGUUGGGCCGACAAGUACAAGUUCACCUUUGACUUUAUCCUCAACUGUGCCGACAUGACACACAAGUUCGACAUGAACGCCUACAUGGGUACUCUCAACGUUGGUGGCGAGUUCCAUAACUGUGGUAUCCCUGAUGAGCCACUUCCUCAGCUCACUGCUGGCACUUUUGCCGGUAACGCUGGUAAGAUUACUGGCAGCCAUCUCGGCAACAACCAGGAGAUGAAUGCCAUGCUUAAGCUCGCUGCUGAGAAGAACAUUGUCGCUUGGGUUGAGACUAUUGAUAUAUCUGAGAAGGGAUGUGCUGAGGCCGUCGAGCGUGUUAAGGAGAACAAGGUCCACUACCGAUUCACCUUGACCGGAUUCGAGAAGGUUUUCAAGAAGGAUUAA
Fusarium coffeatum is the source of this 1083-nucleotide messenger RNA. RefSeq lists its product as uncharacterized. NCBI's taxonomy places the organism in Eukaryota, Fungi, Ascomycota, Sordariomycetes, Hypocreales, Nectriaceae. The coding region runs from base 1 to 1083 and encodes 360 amino acids. The transcript has a single exon. Gene Ontology annotation, biological process: alcohol metabolic process. The record is from RefSeq and is a predicted model, not a curated record. Gene Ontology annotation, molecular function: alcohol dehydrogenase (NADP+) activity; zinc ion binding.